Bombina bombina (fire-bellied toad) is the source of this 1764-nucleotide messenger RNA. RefSeq names its product fibroblast growth factor 21-like. The record is from RefSeq and is a predicted model, not a curated record. The transcript is spliced from 3 exons. The coding region runs from base 79 to 723 and encodes 214 amino acids. Gene Ontology annotation, molecular function: fibroblast growth factor receptor binding; growth factor activity. Gene Ontology annotation, cellular component: cytoplasm. Gene Ontology annotation, biological process: cell differentiation; positive regulation of gene expression; animal organ morphogenesis. NCBI's taxonomy places the organism in Eukaryota, Metazoa, Chordata, Amphibia, Anura, Bombinatoridae.
UUUUACUUUUUUUUAAAGAGAAUUGAUUUUUUUUUUCAAACAUUAUUAUAGUUUUUCUGCUUUAUAUUUUUCAUUUUGAUGAAGAUGGUGAAGGGACAAUUUUUGUUUUUUUCUCAGUGCCCUUUACUGAGCAGGUUCAUCCUCUGUGCGUUUGUUCUGAGCUGCUCUAGAACCACCCUAGCAAACCCUUUCACUGACUCCAACCCAAUUCUAGAUUCUUCUGACCAAGUACGUCUCAGACACCUGUAUACAGGCAAUGCUCACACACAUUUACAUCUGCAGAUCUCCCCUGAAGGAGUGGUGAGCGGAACACAGGAAAAAAAUCUAUACAGCUUGCUGGAGAUUAAAGCAGUAAAGCCCAGCAUUUUGGUGAUGCGUGGAAUGAUGAGCUCUCGAUACCUUUGCAUGGACUCCAAGCAACAAUUAUAUGGCUCGGUAAAGUACAUAGCAGAUGACUGUAACUUUCAAGAGGUGCCAUUAACAGAUGGAUACAAUUUGUACUUUUCAGAAAAGCAUCCUGCUCCAUUGACCCUAACCCCGUUAAAAGGAGGCUUACCUUCAGGCAAACAGAUGACACACUUCUUGCCUCUGAAGAAUACAAUUCCAUUGGAACAUAUGUAUAAUUUCUUUCCACAAGUACAGGGUACACACUUGGAUGCAGGGUCAGAGGACCCCCUAGGAAUGAUAAAUAUGUUCAACAUUAUUAGCCCCAGCCAGGACUGAAGUACAGCAACUGUUUAAGGACAAAUGGAAUAUUUUACAAACUCAGGUGUCUGAUAUGGCAAAGACCAACUCUUCUACCAAUCAGACACUGGAAGCUAUCUGUGGUCACCAGAUCACUAACAUAUGCACAGGCCUUUAAUUUGGUUCUUAAAAUAUCAUAAUUAUGAGAAUCUGAAGAGGAGGUCGGUGAUGGGAACUUACAGGUCAAGUGGAUAGCAACAAACAGGGAGACUUUAGAUAAAAACAUUUAUUGCACUGGCAGAUCACUUAGCCACAAGUAAAGAGAUGUUAUAUUGUGAUUUAAAGGCCUUGAUUCAAAUGAUACCUCAAAUACAAGCUGCCCUCUGCACUGACAUAUAUAUUUGUGUAAAUUAUUUAAAGGGACACUGAACCACACAUUUUUUUAUUUUUUACUUUCUAAUUUACUCUUAUUAUCAAUUUUUCUUCGUUCUCUAAGUAUCUUUAUUUGAAAAAGCAAGAAUAUAAGCUUAUGAGUUGGCCCAUUUUUGGUUCAGAACCCUGGAUAGCGCUUGCAGAUUGGUGGCUGCAUUUAGCUUACAUUCCUGCUUUUUCAAAUAAAGAUACCAAGAGAACGAAGAAGAGUUCAUAAUAGGAGUAAAUUAGAAAGUUGUUUAAAAUUGCAUGCUCUAUUGAAUCAUGAAAGAAAAAAAUUGAGUUCAGUGUCCCUUUGAAAUCUUAAAAGAAUGGGAAAAAGUUGGUUAGGGGAAGAUCAGGUCUAGAUUUAUAUAUGUAAAGAAAUUUUGUACUCAAAAAUGAUCUAUCAUUGACUUAAAGGUACAGUGUCCCUUAAAGGAAAAAUAACACAUUCUUAAAGUGCUCCUCUAUAUAGUAGAUAAAAGUGUUCAAGAUUGCAUUCAAAAACUGAAUACACCAGUGCAGACAAUAUAAAGAUAAUUAUCAGAAAGAAAACUAAUAUCCUUUAUUUAGACCUUAGUAGAUUAAUUAGUCUCAGCUGGUAAAUGGUUAAAUCAAAUAUUUUUUUAUAUUUAGAAGUAAAAAAAUAUAUCAAUAACACUCCUU